AUGGGGGUCAAAACUGAUUUGCAACCCGAGUAUGGAGAAAGACGUACUCGUUUGCCUCCCGGGCCUUGGAAUUUGUCAAGAGCAGAGAAGAGAGAGGUUUGCAAUUCUUUCUAUGGUAUGAAGGUCCCUGAAGGUUAUUCUUCAAAUAUAAAAAAUCUUGUCUCUUUACAAGAUUCAAGACUUCUUGGCCUUAAAUCACAUGAUUGUCAUACCUUAAUGCAACAAUUGCUCCCUGUGGCAAUUCGUUCUGUUUUGGAGAAGCCUGCAAGAUAUAUGAAAGUGCUAAAGGGGUAUGUUCAGAAUCGUACUCGUCCCGAAGGUUGCAUUGCUGAGCGGUAUAUAGCUGAAGAAGCUGUAGAGUUUUGUACCGAGCAUUUAUCUGAUGUUAGUACAGUUGGAGUGCCUUCAAGCCAAAAGAUGGGAGUUUCAAAGCCAUUAUCAGGUUGCACAGUGAGCGUAGUUGAUCGGGACCUGUUGAACCAAGCACAUCUAUAUGUCUUGGAGAAUACGGAGGAAGUCCUACCUUAUAUCGAGCAACAUAUGAUCCACAUCCAGACCGCUUAUCCAAAAUUUAGAAAGAGAACAAAGUGGCUGCAGGAUAAGCACAAUAGCACUUUCAUUCAAUGGCUACGCUUGAAGGUUCAAAGUGAACUUAAUGAGGACAAUCAUGGCGUAUCAGAAAAUUUAAGGUGGCUAGCAGCUGGUCCAAACAUGGCAGUGCCAUUAUAUAGGAGCUAUCUCAUUAAAGGUAUUAAAUUCAACAUCAAGGCACAAGAUGAUGUGCGGACAACUCAAAAUAGUGGAGUUUAUUUACUUGCACAUACUAUGCAAGUUGCUAGUGCCAAGGAUAAAAACCCAAUUCUCUCAAAUAUGGGUUUCUAUGGUGUCAUUCAAGAAAUUUGGGACCUUGACUACCAAAAGUUUACAAUCCCAGUCUUUAGGUGUGAUUGGAUUGAUAAUACUUCUGGUCUUGUAGUGGACGAACUUGGAUUUACCCUUGUAGAUUUGAGUAAAAUUGGACAUAGGAAUGACCAAUUUGUUUUGGCUUCUCAAGUCAAACAAGUAUUUUUUGUUGACGACCCGAUGCAUCGUGGUUGGUCGGUAGUGUUAUCAAUGCCUAAUAGAGAAUAUAAUGAUGUUAUUGGUGAUGAUGUCUUAGGUGAUGUGAGAAUUGAGUGUGAGCCAUUUACUAGGGGGAUGCCAAAUGUUGACACAUUUGAUGAAGUGGUGGUUGAGUUAGGGAGUCAAAAUAUUCGAGAUGGGUGUGAAGAUAUAUGGGUUGAAUGA
Messenger RNA from Prunus armeniaca (apricot), 1287 nucleotides. The record is from the annotation of a GenBank genome assembly. Lineage: Eukaryota; Viridiplantae; Streptophyta; Magnoliopsida; Rosales; Rosaceae.